GAAACCCCUCCUGCUGCGGCGUUGCCCUGUGGUGGCAAGAAAAGAAUCAUAUGCAGCUGAAUUCAUUCAGAGUUCUCCGCCUUCCCUUCACGACAUCCUCAUCCUCCCUCUACCGAGAGGUCUAUGUGAAGCAGCACGACGACCGAUCCGGCACUUCAGCCUCUCUCCCGGCAGACAGGACCCUUUUCGUCGCUUUAUUGGAUCCAUUCGUAACCGAGGCGGCACUGGAAAGGUGCUUCAGCGCUUUCGGCGACGUGGAGUCUGUGCGCGUCAAGCUGACGGACAAGGGCAGCAAGGGCACUCUCGGCAAGGAAGAGGACGGCAGAUCGGUGGCCCUCCUGGCACACAUCGUCUUCGAGGAGCCUCAGGGCGUCCAGGCAGUGCUGGCCAACGCGACCCAUUGCUCAUCUGACGACCGCGAAGGAGGUGGACAAGUGCCUCAUGAUCAUGAGAUGGUCGUCCUGGGUCUCCCAGAGAGCUCAGUGGCCGGCUGGAUCGUGUCUGCUUUCGCCGCGUAUCGUGACCCGAGAUCCCUGCAAAAGGAGGUGGACACCUACAUGGAUGAGUACGACAUACAGAAGGAGGCCGAGCGGCUGAUGCAGAAUGGGGACGAGACUAUCACAGACGAGGAGGGCUUCACGCUCGUCAGGGGCAGGAGCGUCAAGGCGCCAGACGGCACUGUCAUCCACAAGGCCAAAUCGAGCGCACCACAGCCGGCCGUCGGCAGGGGCGGCAGCUUAUUUCAGCGGGCGCUGGGUCCCACAGCGUCGGCGACGAGCGGUGAGGGCUCGCGCAAGAGUGCAGUCAAGAAGCGGAAGAAGCGGGAACGGCGGGAAGAGGCGAUGGACUUCUAUCGCUUCCAGAUGAGGGAAAAGCGAAGGACCGAGCUGGCCGAUGCGCGGCGGCAGAAGGAGGCAGAUGUGAGCAAGAUAGAGGGCAUGAGAAAGGCCAAGAGAUUCAAGAUCACAGAAUGAGUGGAUGGAUGGGCGCAUUCAUGCGAGACUCACUCAUUCAGUAGGUCAGUCAGUCGCCAGCGUCUAGGUCCAUUCCAUGUGACUCUUUUGCUCGAACAAUUGCAUAGCUUGUGUCGAUGAAAUCAGUCAGAUGUCC
This is a messenger RNA of Vitrella brassicaformis, 1110 nucleotides long. Lineage: Eukaryota; Vitrellaceae. The record is from the annotation of a GenBank genome assembly.